GGGUCACCAGGCAUCAGGUCAUUUGGCUCGACAGCGGGCACCGCGUCAUCUGGCAAGGCAGUGGGCUCCGAGUCAACAGGCACGACAGUGGGCACCGGGUCAUCAGGUACCGGAUUGUCUGGCUCGACAGCGGGCAUCGGGUCACUAGGUAUGACAGCGGGCACUGGGUCACCAGGCAUCAGGUCAUUUGGCUCGACAGCGGGCACCGCGUCAUCUGGCAAGGCAGUGGGCUCCGAGUCAACUGGUAUGACCGCGGGCACUGGGUCAGACAUUGGAUCGUCUGACUGGACAGCGGGCAUUGGGUCACCAGGCAUCAGGUCAUUUGGCUCGACAGCGGGCACCAUGUCACCUGGCAAGGCAGUGGGCUCCGAGUCAACAGGCACGACAGUGGGCGCCGGGUCAUCAGGUACCGGAUUGUCUGGCUCAACAGCGGGCAUCGGGUCACCAGGCAUCAGGUCAUUUGGCUUGCCAGUGGGCACCGCGUCAUCUGGCAAGGCAGUGGGCACCGGGUCACCAGGC
Molecule: messenger RNA, 519 nt
Organism: Staurois parvus
Lineage: Eukaryota; Metazoa; Chordata; Amphibia; Anura; Ranidae
Source: the annotation of a GenBank genome assembly